Molecule: messenger RNA, 1405 nt
Organism: Triticum dicoccoides
Lineage: Eukaryota; Viridiplantae; Streptophyta; Magnoliopsida; Poales; Poaceae
Product: transcription factor KUA1-like
Exons: 3
Coding region: 73-1248 (391 amino acids)
Biological process (GO): response to gibberellin; response to ethylene
Molecular function (GO): DNA binding; zinc ion binding
Source: RefSeq, a predicted model, not a curated record
AAGACGGAUCAAAUCAAUCAACCAGAUAUAAUAGAUUAAAAAAUAAAAAUCCACAACCCUAGCCUGCCUGCCAUGACGCGGGACGGCGUGCCACCGGCGGCGCCUGCCGGCGGCGGUGCGGGGGACGGGCCGAGGCGGUGCUCGCAGUGCGGGCACCACGGGCACAACUCCCGCACAUGCACGGCGCGCCCCGUGAAGCUCUUCGGCGUGCGCAUCGGCGACAAGCCAAUCAGGAAGAGCGUCAGCAUGGACAACCUCGCGCAGCUCGCGGAGGGUAGCGGCGGUGCCAGGGCCGAGGGGUACGGCUCCGAGGGCGACGACGACAAACCCCACAGGAAGCGAGGUGAGUCAUGGUCAGAAGAGGAGCACAAAAAAUUUCUACUUGGAUUGAACAAAUUAGGAAAAGGUGAUUGGCGUGGCAUAUCCCGUAAUUAUGUUGUCUCGAGGACACCUACUCAAGUUGCUAGCCAUGCUCAGAAGUAUUUCAUUCGCCAAACAAAUGUUAAUAGGAGAAAGAGAAGAUCAAGCCUCUUCGAUAUGGUUAUUGAGGAUCCUGGUGACCAGCCACUCUCCCGUUCAUCGUCACAAGAGAUGCCGCUCUCCCGUUCAUCUUCACAAGAUGUAGAAGAGUUCGUAGAUGAUCUACGGCCUGUUACUGCUCCUGUGACACCACCCGCUCCUAUGCCCGUGAUAACAUCUGUUUCUGUCCCACCACCAGUGCCAGUAAUGGCACCACCUGCUCCUGUGCCUAUGCUAACAUAUGCAUCAGCCCCAUCGCCAGUUCUAGCAAUGGCACAUCAACCUCAGGGCAAUGAAUCGGCUGGUUCAAGUUCAAUUGCUGGAGAAGCAGGGAUGGUGAUGCCACAAGUGAUGCCCCCAUAUGGUUAUCCUCCUCCAAUGAUGAUUCCUGCACCUCACUAUGUCCAAGCAGUUUUUCCGUAUCCAUACUAUGGCUAUGCUCCAAUGUUCUAUGGGCCACCAGUCUCUAUGCAAGCAUCAUCACCAGUUACAGUACAAGCAUCACAUGAGCCUGUCAGGCCUGUUGCUGUCCACUCAGCUCCCCCGGUAAAUGUUGAAGACCUGUACAACAUGUCCAAACUCAACCUGAAGGGUGACUCAAGUACCAGCGGUGUUGCGCCUAACUUGGCGUUGCCUCCAAAUCCAAACGGGAGACCAGAGAGGCAAUCUGCUUUCCAUGGAAAAGGGGCUGAGAAUGGCUCAUCGAACGGACUAAUCCCGACAAAAUGAUUCUGUGGCUAGACCUUUAAUGUGUAUGUAAACCUUAGCUAUUUAUUAUAGUAAAAUCAUGAUAUAGCUUUCUUGGUCAUGUUCCGUGAGUAAAUUUACUGUUAGUCUGUCAUCAAGGUUGCAUUUGUGUUUUGCCCUAUUGAUUUUCCCAAAUUCA